Molecule: messenger RNA, 354 nt
Organism: Phytophthora sojae
Lineage: Eukaryota; Oomycota; Peronosporomycetes; Peronosporales; Peronosporaceae
Exons: 1
Coding region: 1-354 (117 amino acids)
Source: RefSeq, a predicted model, not a curated record
AUGAAUUCCAGCUUCCUAUGCCCCAACAGCCAGCUAGUUAGUCAUGUCAGCGUGGCACCACGCAAAAGGUCUGUCCACCAGAGCAGGGAGCUCAUCGUUGCCACCUCUUCACAAGAAGAAAAAACUUCUAUCCAUCCCCGCGCGAGUGAUGGUCUCCAUCGUUCAGCGUCACUCGAAGCUGCUCCAACUCGCAAAAACCCACCGCCUUCAUUGACUCCGGCGAACAUCACCAAAGCAGCGUCGGGCUUCAAGCGAGAGACUCCAAGCGCAGUCCAGGCUCUCAAUGUAAAGGAUUUGGAAAGAGAGCGGCGGGGAUCACCAUGGCCCGCUUUAGAAAGAAGCAGCGUGACCUAA